Molecule: messenger RNA, 3878 nt
Organism: Meloidogyne enterolobii
Lineage: Eukaryota; Metazoa; Nematoda; Chromadorea; Rhabditida; Meloidogynidae
Source: the annotation of a GenBank genome assembly
AUGUUAAGUAGUAGUGGUGGAGGGGAUUCUUAUCAUCAACAGCAACCUAUUGCAACAACAACAACAAAUUAUUCUUCCCCAACAGAAUUUCCAAGUAUUGAUGGAAUAUCUUCAGGAAGGUCAGCUGCCCUAUGUGCACUUUGUAGAAUUGUUUGUUCAAAACAUACAAACGAACAAUUGAGAGAUGAUCAAUUGGCUAGGUUUUUUGCGUUGGCACAUGAAGCUUUAAUUUCGAAUGACAGAAUUCUUCUCAGUUCUUUCAUCUUCUCUAGUGCUGACAAUCUCUUUAAAUUGGCAUUGAAAGGUGUUCAAAUUUUAUUACCAAAUUAUUUGCGUGCAAUAGAGCUUGUACAUAAUGAAUCGCUUCAAAUUUUACUUCAUCCUUCUAUAAGUCAAAUAGAAAUGCGUGCAGCUUGUUUAAGAGCACUUGCUUCAAUAUUACCUUGGCCUUCAUUAUUUGGUUAUGCUAAUAUUCUUGGUAACAACAAUCAAAAUUCUUCAUCUCCCAUUAAUUCUACUUCACAAAAAAUUAAUAAACGUCAAGAAGGUUCAUUUUCUUCAUCUUCAUCAUCUAAUUUAUUGGAAUCAUUUUCUCGUUAUAUUGAUAUUCGUGAACCAAUUCAACGUGUACUUUAUUACUCUCUUCGACAAGAAACGGAUCCUUUUAAUAUUCAAUAUGCACUUGGACUUGCAGCUAUUUUCUGUGUUGAGGUAGCAGAACCUGAAUUGAAAAGAGCAGCAAUGUUGAAAGUUUGGAAGAAUGAAAACAACAACAAAGAAAGAAAGGAUGAAGCUGAACUUUGUAAAGAAACUGUUGAAGCUCCAUUUUCUACUUCUCUUGUUCGAUCAUUUAUAAGUGCAAUUUGUGAUAAUUUAUGUAAACCAUUAUGGGCAAAUGAAACACUUUGUUGUUUGGCAGCAUUUGAUUGUCUAAAUUCUUUUUGUUCUCUUCCACAAUCUGUUUUGUUUUCUAAAGGCGAACUUUCAACCGGCUCUUUAAUUGUAACAUCUCUUUGCCGUUUUAUUGAACAACAAUUAAAAAAACCUCCACCUCUUCAUUCAAAGGAUAUGCAUUCAACUGUUGUCGCGGCUUAUUUUUGUAUGAGUGUGUGGUUUUGUUCAGCUCCUAAACUUGCACGUAUUGAAUCAUGUUUGGAUACUGUUGCAUUUGCUAUUGAAUUGGGAAUGACGGGAGGGCAUAAAUUGACUCCAGAACAAUACAAACCAGCAAGUCAACGUGUUCAUGAUGCAGCGCAAUCUUUAUUACAUUCCUUAUUUUCUACAAAAAUUCCAACAACUAAAACAUCAACUACAAAUUUUGUAAUAAAAAAAUUUUCUUCUUCAAUAAACGAAUUGGUGUUAAUUAAAAAAUUUGGAUUAAAACUUGACAAAUUUGAACAUUUUUUAUUACGUCAACAAAAUGUUUUAAUUUCACUUUAUGAAGCACAAAAUAUUCCAACUUUAUCAAAAGGUCUUCCUUGUGUAAUUGCUAUAUUUCGUACACCAUUUAAUUCUCCAUGGGCAAGUUUGUUUAGACUUAUGCCGAAAGCGCCUCCUAACCGAAAGAAGACAUGCAAGCAGAAUAAUACUGUAGUUGUCAGUCAUCAACAACAUCAACAAUUAAUUAAACAACAAACACAAACAAAUUCCGAAACCUGUAAAAUUCGUGAUAGUGAACAACAACAACCUUCUAGUGACCUUUUAAGUAUACAAACAAAAAAUAUUUCGGAUUGUAAUGGAGGUGGUGGUGGAAAUACUGCAACAAAUACAUCAGUUGCUUCGACUACAAGUAGUGGAGUUUCUUCUUCAGCUCCUCCUCCAAAUAUUACAACAACAACAGCAACAAAACAAUUUAAAAUACCAAAAGAAGCGUUUGAGCCAGAAUGUGAAUACGACAAAAAAUUCCCAAAAUUGGAGCCUGUUCCACCACAAGUUUUGGCAAUACAAUCACAACUUGAACAAGUUCAAGCUCGUUUAGCUGCUGGUAAUGGAGCUCCAAUUGGUGACCGUAAUACUAGAAAUGUUUGGAUUAACAAUUCUUUGGGUCCUUUACUUACAAAACCUCCUGUACCUGAAAGGUUUUUUUGCAAAAUUUUUGAAAUAAAAAUUAAAAAAAUUUUUUUCAGUCCUGUUUCUCAUUGUAAUUCUCUUCGAGUUUUUCUUUAUGAUUUGGGAUUGAUCAAUCGAACAUCUUAUCUUAAUGAACUGACACCUUUGGAUAGCUCAUCAUAUGAUAUUUUCUACGAUUCUCUUUAUACAACAGUAGAUCAACAUCCUGUUCAUUUAACUGAAACUGUUUCUAUUUUUUAUGUAAAAGAAGGACAAAAAUGUAUUGAAGAUAUUUUACAAAAUAAUGUACAAAUUGAUCUAAGGCAAACAAGUGCUGAAUAUUGUCGAUUAUUAAGUGAAUUGGGAAAAGCUUUGGAAAUGAGAGAAAAAAUUCAAAAAAAUGGAGGCACAUUUUCAACAAAUACAUCAACAAAUAAAAAUGAAAAACGAGAAGCUUCUUCUGCUGAAAAUUUUGUAUUUGAUGGUAUUGACUAUUGUUUAAACUGGAAAGAUGACCAUGUUGAUAUUUCUUUUGUAACACCAACUGGACGAACAAUAACAACAAAUGCUUCAACAGUAAAUGGAGCAAAUGGAUCAUCCAAAGCAGCAUCAAGUGUUCGAAGAACUGCAACUUUACGACCUUCUUCUAUUGAUAGUGUUCAACAACAAUUUAAAUCAUUUGCUUCUUCCAACGGCAACCCUUCAAGAAUUAAAGAUACAGGAGGACAUAAUGUAAUGUCAUCUGCACCUACAACAUAUCCACCACAAGCUUCCUCGAUUCAAUCUAAUAAUCGAACAUUAAGUUCUGCUUCAGUUGGAAAUGAAUCCUCCACAGUUAAUUCAACUAAUACAACAGCUACAACAAAUAUUGAACAUUUACAACAACAACAGAAAGCAACUACAAAUUUACAAAAAUGGUCAAAGCGUUCUGCUGAUUUGAGGAUUUUUAUUGUUUGGUUAGAAAGAUUAGAAGAUUUGUCAACCUUUCCAAUUGCUGAAAUGUUUCCAUUUACAACAAAUGAUAUAAACACUCUUAAACAUUCAACAACAACAAUUUUAAAUUCAAAUAUCCAAACACAACAUCAGCAACAACAACAAACAAUAGACCAUUUAGUUUUUUAUAUUUACCCAUUUGAGAGAGGAUUAAGAAGAAUACAAAUUGCUGGUAUUUGGACUAAACAAGGACGUCCUGGACCUUUACAUAAUGGAACUGUUGUAUCUACUAGAUCUUUACCUUUAUUAUUAAAACAAACAAUAUGUAAUGUAGCAAGAAGAAAAGCUGCUGAAAUUGACAAUUAUCAAAUGACUCAUCUAAAAAGAAAACAAGCUAUUGCUGAAUUUGGUCGUCGUUUUGCAACUCGUCAAGAUUAUACUGAAUUUGUUGAACAUUUACUUGAAGAUAAUUCUGCUUCGUUUAGUGGGACUGUGUUUCCUCCAUGAUGUUUUUUGUUGCUGCUACUGGGGGUAAGUUUGUAUUUUAAAAAAAUUUGGUGAAGGGGUAUGCCUUAAACUAUUUUAUUCAAUACUAUCGGACUUCACUUAUGGGUACGUUCUUAUAACCUGAAUAAUCUUACGAUCAAAAAUGUCACCGGGAAGGAGAGCAGCAAUUGAGUGUUGACGUUUUUCUCUUUUUUCCUCCUUUCUUUUAGAACCCAAAAGAUCACUGGAAAGGAGAGCAGCAUUUGACCGUUGACAUUUUGGAUUAGGCCUUUUCUUUCCUGUUCCUUCAAGUUUGUCGGUCAAUCUUUGCCUGUGGCAACGAUUAGUUAACUCUUGAUUUCUUCCUACCUUUGAUUCACAUAAGUGAGGUCCGACUGUAUCUAUUAAUU